AUGAAAGCCAUUCGCAUCCAUAAAGCAGGUGACCUGGACGUAAUCCAGUUCGAUACAGUGCCUGCACCGAAACCUGGUCCUGACCAAGUCGUAAUCAAGCCAUCGAUUGCAGGGGUGAACUACAUCGACACGUAUUUCCGCUCGGGUUUGUACCCAGUGCAAUUCCCCUUCACGCUGGGCCAAGAAUGCGGUGGUGAAAUAGGCGAGGUCGGUGAAAAUGUGAAGGACUUGAAGAAAGGUGACAUAGUGAUUGCUAUGACUUCUUCGUCUUUUGCAGAGCGCGUGGUGGCCGACCGCUACCGUGUCGUGAAGUUGCCAGAGGAAGUCGAUUUGCGCUCGGCGACCGCCAUUCUUCUGCAGGGCCUAACCGCUGUGACGCUGACGCAUGCUUCGUAUGAAGUGAAAUCGGGCGAUUGGGUGCUGGUGCAUGCUGUGUCGGGCGGUGUGGGUCUGGUUCUCGCACAGAUCUGCAAGGCGCUUGGUGCGCAUGUGAUUGGUACUACAUCCACGGCAGAGAAGGCCAAGUUGGCCAAGGCAAAUGGCGCUGAGCACGUCUUCAUGUACGAAGAUGACAUUGUGGCGCGUGUAAAGGAGCUUACCGACGGUAAUGGUGUCCAGGUAGUGUACGAUUCGGUCGGCAAGACGACGUUCGACAUGAACUUUGACCUUGUCGCUCGUCUGGGUACUAUUGUGUCGUUCGGCCAAUCGAGUGGUAUGCCGGAGCCUUUGCUGCUGCGUCGGUUGACGGACAAGAAUCUCAAAGUACUUCGCCCAGGUGUUUUCUCCUAUCUUACCACGCAGGAGGAGAUGGAGCACUACGCUAGCAUUCUUUGGGACUUUAUGAGCAAAGGCCAGAUCCAGACGAAUAUCUGGCGUGAGUACCUGCUCAGUGCGGAGGGCGUGCAAGCGGCUCAGCGCGAGUUGACAAGCCGCGCUACGACGGGCAAGUUACUGUUGCGUCUAUGGCCCAGCAAGGACGACGAGUAG
Malassezia pachydermatis is the source of this 987-nucleotide messenger RNA. RefSeq names its product nad -binding protein. The record is from RefSeq and is a predicted model, not a curated record. NCBI's taxonomy places the organism in Eukaryota, Fungi, Basidiomycota, Malasseziomycetes, Malasseziales, Malasseziaceae. Gene Ontology annotation, cellular component: cytoplasm. The coding region runs from base 1 to 987 and encodes 328 amino acids. Gene Ontology annotation, biological process: cellular response to oxidative stress. The transcript has a single exon. Gene Ontology annotation, molecular function: quinone reductase (NADPH) activity.